AUGGAUCCCUAUGGAUAUGCCAUGGAUCCCUAUGGAUAUGCCAUGGAUCCAUACAGGUAUCCCAUGAAUCCAUACAGAUAUUCCAUGGAUCCCUAUGGAUGUGCCAUGGAUCCCUAUGGAUAUGCCAUGGAUCCAUACAGGUCUCCCAUGGAUCCAUACGGAUAUCCCAUGGAUCCAUACAGAUAUGCCAUGGAUCCCUAUGGAUAUCCCAUGGAUCCAUACAGGUGUGCCAUGGAUCCAUACAGAUAUGCCAUGGAUCCCUAUGGAUAUCCCAUGGAUCCAUACAGGUAUCCCAUGGAUCCAUACAGAUAUCCCAUGGAUCCCUAUGGAUAUCCCAUGGAUCCAUACAGAUAUCCCAUGGAUCCAUACAG
Molecule: messenger RNA, 371 nt
Organism: Cyanistes caeruleus (blue tit)
Lineage: Eukaryota; Metazoa; Chordata; Aves; Passeriformes; Paridae
Source: RefSeq, a predicted model, not a curated record